AGAAGAUUAGUGUCGACAGUCACAUGCAAUUUGUAAGUUUGAACGAACUAAAGAUGAAAGAAGAUAAAUCUAUAAAUUCAACAAAAGGGAGUGACGAGCUCUCUAAAAAGGUUCUCAAAAAGCAACGGAAAGAAGCAGAAAAAGCAAUAAAGAAAGCUGAACGUAAAGCUCAAAUUCAAGCUCAACAAGAUACAACUGAUGAAAAGGAUAUUUCAUUUGGAAAUUAUGGAGAAACCGGAUUAAUACAGAGUAAAGAAAAAUAUACAGAAAGAAAAUUUACUGAUAUUAAAAAUUUGAAUCCCAACUUAGAAAAUCAGAAUGUAUGGUUAAGAGGACGUUUACAUACUAGUCGUGCUACAGGUAAACAAUGUUUUAUUGUUUUAAGACAGCAAUCUCACACAAUACAAGGUUUAGCUGCAGUUAACGAACAAGUUAGCAAACAAAUGAUUAAAUUCAUAUCUAAUAUUACCAAAGAAUCUAUUGUGGAUAUAGAAGCAGUUGUAAAAUGUGUUCCUUCUAAAAUUGAGUCAUGUACUCAAAAAGAUGUAGAAGUUCACAUUGAAAAAAUUUUUGUAGUAAGUGUUGCUAAAUCACAAUUACCCUUACAAAUUGAGGAUGCUUCAAGACCUGUAACCGAAGCUGAUGACAAUGCUUUAAAUAUAAAAGUCAAUCAAGAUACUAGAUUAGAUAACAGAGUCCUAGAUCUAAGGACUCCAGCCAAUCAAGCUAUAUAUAAGAUAGAAGCAGCCAUUUGUAAAUUAUUUAGAGAUAUUCUUACAAAUAAAGGAUUUGUUGAAAUUCACACACCAAAAAUUAUAUCUGCAGCGAGUGAAGGUGGUGCAAAUGUCUUUACAGUAUCAUAUUUUAAAGGAAAUGCUUACUUAGCACAAUCGCCGCAGCUUUAUAAACAAAUGGCAAUAGCGGCUGAUUUUGAUAAAGUUUUUACUGUAGGAGCAGUUUUUAGAGCUGAAGACUCUAAUACGCAUAGACAUUUAACGGAAUUCGUCGGUCUUGAUUUAGAAAUGGCAUUUAAAUAUCAUUAUCAUGAAGUAGUUGAUGUUAUUGGACAAUUAUUUGUAGAAAUGUUCAAGGGUCUUCAUGACAAUUAUGCUGCCGAAAUCGAGAUUGUACGUCAGCAAUAUAAUGUAGAACCUUUUAAGUUCUUAAAUCCACCUUUAAAAUUACAAUAUAAAGAUGCUAUUGAGUUAUUGGCAGAACUUGGUGUAACUUUAGGUGAAGAGGAUGAUUUGUCUACUCCGGAUGAAAAAUUGUUGGGUAAACUUGUUAAAGCAAAAUAUGAUACAGACUUUUACAUAUUGGAUAAGUAUCCAUUGGCAGUACGACCGUUUUAUACUAUGCCAGAUCCAAAUAAUUCUAAAAUAUCAAAUUCUUAUGAUAUGUUUAUGCGUGGUGAGGAAAUUAUUUCCGGUGCACAACGUAUUCAUGAUCCCGAACUUCUUACAGAACGUGCAAAAUAUCAUGGAAUUGAUAUAGAAAAGAUAAGAUCGUAUAUUGAUGCAUUUAAGUAUGGUUGCCCUCCUCAUGCUGGUGGUGGGAUUGGAAUGGAGAGAGUUGUUAUGUUAUAUCUUGGCUUGGAUAAUAUUAGAAAAGUUUCAAUGUUCCCUCGAGAUCCUAAGCGUAUUACACCGUAA
Molecule: messenger RNA, 1652 nt
Organism: Eufriesea mexicana
Lineage: Eukaryota; Metazoa; Arthropoda; Insecta; Hymenoptera; Apidae
Gene: AspRS
Product: aspartyl-tRNA synthetase
Exons: 12
Coding region: 24-1652 (542 amino acids)
Biological process (GO): aspartyl-tRNA aminoacylation
Cellular component (GO): cytosol; aminoacyl-tRNA synthetase multienzyme complex; cytoplasm
Molecular function (GO): RNA binding; aspartate-tRNA ligase activity; ATP binding
Source: RefSeq, a predicted model, not a curated record